Messenger RNA from Spodoptera exigua (beet armyworm), 4216 nucleotides. Lineage: Eukaryota; Metazoa; Arthropoda; Insecta; Lepidoptera; Noctuidae. The record is from the annotation of a GenBank genome assembly.
CUUGGAUGUAGUGGAAUGACGUUUGUGAUGUUUUUGUGUCGUGUGCGAUUCGGGGAACGAGUUUUAUGUGAUUUUAACGUGAAAUUCUAAUAGAUAAACUUUUAACAAUCAUUGUAAAGUUCUAAUAACUAAGUUUAAGUUGUGUUUUAAUAAGUUUCCUACGGUAUUUUGUAAAGGGAACGAUUGAUUGUCAUUGUGAGUUGCAAACAUCGGGUGAAUGAUACAUAAGAUUGUGAUAGUGUAAUGAUUUGAUCAUAAAUCAGGAAAAAAUGUACAAUCAGUGACAUUUGUUCUUAGCAACUUGUUAUAAUGUGUUACAAUACUUUUGUUUUGUUGUUUUCAUGUGCAAAAUAGUGUCAAAGAAAUGGGUGACCGUUUAAAACAUCCAUAUAGAGUGAAAAAAACAUAUGUUAUUUGUGUUUUGUUAGAGAAAUGGAUGUAAUAACAGGAUUAUCCCCUCUAAGUCCAGGCUUCAUAGAGGAUUUGGACAUAGAGGCGUAUAUGAGCUCCGUCGGCGAAGGAUGCUACGCUCCACAAGCCAUCGAUCCGCGCCGUACCGGAGGCCACCAGCUGCCAGAAAGUCCACCGGACUCUGGAUCAGAGAACCCAUACAGUCCAUCAGACCCUCAAGUCUCCCAUGCCAUAUCCUUACCCCAAACAGUCCUUAGUUCGGACUAUAUGCUGGUCCAUGACCAUAUACCAACUCAAGAGAUCCUCCAGCAGAAUGGAGACUAUAUUUAUGAGGAGCUGAAGACAGAUAAUAUAGAUGGGUUGAGGAGUAACCUGAGUGAUGUAGUGGUUCUACCACAGGACUCCAAUAUUGUGGAGUUGGGGAUCAGGACGGUCAGACAUGAUUUGGGACUGGGUGAUGUUUAUCAGAACAGAUAUAGCCAGAUGAGGGUGGAUAUGCCAGAACUGGAGCAGGGUAUGAUAAACCCUCAGCUGGUGGCUCUAGGACAUGAGACCCUGACUCCAGUGUACACCAGCCUUCAGGAACCGAGCACGAAGAAGAGGAAGCACUCACAGGACACCUCCCAAGUCAAAUGUGAGCCUGCGGCUCUGUCCCCAGAAAGCGUAACCCACGUGCCACGGCCAGCGCCUCCAUCAGUAGAUGGCUCUGAAGCUGGUGACGACGCUCCUCUUCAGUGCAUCAGAUUCGGACCCUUCCAGCAGAACGUUUGGCAUUCGCUAUAUGACUGCAAUUUGAAGCCACUCCAACCCCCAUCCUACGUGGUAGGCGCGGACAAAGGCUUCAACUACUCCCAAAUAGAUGAGGCCUUCGUCUGCCAGAAGAAAAACCACUUCCAGGUGACCUGCCAGAUACAGAUGCAAGGAGACCCUCAUUAUGUGAAGACUGGUGAAGGAUUUAAGAAGAUCAGCAAUUUCUGCUUGCAUUUCUACGGUGUUAAGGCUGAAGAUCCCAGUCAGGAAGUGAGAAUUGAACAAAGUCAAUCGGAUAGAACAAAGAAACCUUUCCAUCCUGUGCCAGUCGAAAUUCGUCGUGAAGGCGCCAAAGUGACGGUGGGGCGCCUCCAUUUUGCGGAGACCACAAAUAAUAAUAUGAGGAAGAAAGGCAGGCCUAACCCUGACCAGCGGCACUUCCAACUGGUGGUAGCCCUCCGAGCUCAUGUCGGACAUAAUGACUUCAUCAUUGCUGCGUCAGCCAGCGACAGGAUUAUUGUUAGGGCAUCAAACCCGGGUCAGUUCGAGUCGGACUGCACCGAGAGCUGGUGGCAGCGAGGAGUGUCAGAUAACAGCGUCCACUUCACAGGCAGAGUCGGUAUCAAUACUGAUAGGCCGGACGAAUCUUGUGUAGUUAAUGGUAACUUAAAAGUUAUGGGACAUAUACUCCACCCGUCGGAUGCGCGCGCCAAGCACAACAUACAAGAAUUAGACACUGCACAGCAACUGAAGAACGUACAGAAUAUUAGAGUUGUCAAGUUCAACUACGACCCAUCAUUCGCGGAGCACUCGGGCCUUUUAGGUUAUGACCCCACUCGGCCGACACCCCAACUGGAUACGGGGGUCAUUGCGCAGGAGGUCCGGCGCGUCAUACCCGAGGCGGUUAAAGAAGCCGGCGACGUCACACUGCCCAAUGGGGAUACAAUACCGAAGUUUUUGGUGGUUAAUAAGGAUCGCAUCUUCAUGGAGAAUCUAGGUGCCGUUAAAGAGCUGUGCAAGGUGACUGGCAAUCUGGAGUCGAGGAUCGAUCAACUGGAGAGGAUGAACAAAAAACUCUGCAAGAUCAGCAUACUGCAGCGGAGAGACAGUUCUAGGUCCAGUAUCAGUAAUGACUCCCGAUUCUCAGCUAUGUCAAACUCAUCGAAAUCUCUAUACAGUGAUGGUAACAUAUCCAUAGAUCAAAUAAGGGAUAUCGCACGCAAUAUAAGGAAACACGAGUGUUGCCACAAAUUAAGUCACAAUUCUCCCAAAUACACUCGAAAACAGUGCAAAAAUUGCCACGGAAACUACUCAAAAUAUGGGAAAUAUUACAAUUACAACAAAACUUGUGUGCGAUACCAUUCAAAUAAAAUGGAAAAAUGCGAAAAUGUUGAAAAUCCGACUUACACAGACUCGAAUAUACAGAAAUAUCCCGACGACAGUUAUAACAGUUCGAUGGCAAAGAAAAAGGAUACUUGUCUAUGGUUGAAGAGCGACGAUAAUUUUUCGUAUAGCAACACUAAGCUUGGGUUUUGUUGCCGAAAAGAGUAUGGGGAUACCAGCAGUGAAUUGAUAUCGAAUAAGUUUCUGCAGAUUGUUAUAACUAUAUUGAUUUUCAUUAUGGCUGUUUGCUUAGUAGUAAUGUCAGCUUUGUACUUCCGAGAGCACCAAGAACUAAUAUCAAUGAAGGAGAUCCGUCUCCAUGACAAACUCCACUACCCACACUAUGGCAAGCUGAACAACGAACCACACAGUCACAGGGCGCCGCCGGACUUGAACCAGAUACAGAAUUUAAAAGCAUCUCAACAUACGGCAUCUAAAAAAACUGCUAAAGAGAAAGGACCGCACAAAACGACACAAGAAUACGUGACUACAGCGCCGACGGAAUCACCGCACACUAUAUCCACCAGUUCUCAUCCCACUAAAACCUAUGACAGUAAUUUUAUAAACACAGUACCGACUCUACAAUCUCUGCAACUACAGAACGAGAGACCAAUAUCAUUGUCGCGAAGAGCUGACGUCAUCGGUGGCGGAUGUCUGUUCACUUCCAAUACUAACAACGAACUGGAUCCUGAAUGCCAGUCGCCCUGCGGUCUCGAACCCCCUCAAACUUACGAUAACCAAGAACCGUUGGAAAGAAAACCGGAAAAAGAACUGAACGAUACAUUCGCAAGACCCUUAGAACCUCUUUCCAGGGAGAAACUCCCGAGCAUGCCUGGAGUAAUCCCGGAGAAAAACACAACGGAAUCGUUAAAAACCGAACCAGAGUCUCUGAGGAAUGAAAACGAUUCUUUCAAGAAAGUCGAGAACCUUCGAGAGGAGAUCAUAGCCAAUUCCCUGGAUGGAAGCAAGCAGAAUGUCACGGAAAUCGUCAGCAGAAUGAAGAGGGAGACCAGAGAGGAACUUAAGAGCAGUUCUGAGGAGAUGAUCCUUAGUGAACAGUCGCAUGAGAACUCUGGACCUCAUGAAUGCGACACAGUCCGCGUAGGUAUAUCGAGUAAAUCAAUAAUCAACUCUUCGUUGUUCAGCGAGUACGUCUGCGGUAACAACAUAUACAAUUACUCUUAUACCGUCCCGCUGUCACACUGUCUCAGUCACAAACACGUGGAUUUGACGUUCAGGUCGUCAAAAAUCAAGGAAUAUCGUAUAUGCGAUGUGAAAUGCAACUACGAUUCCUCUAAAUCCUGUUCAUCAACCAAGGACCCUCAGAAGCCACCGGCUACAGAAGACACCUGGAGUAUCAAGAUGGCGCUGGAGUGUAAUGUGGACCGUAUGCUGAAGAUCAGAGCCAGUUUCUCCACCUCUAGGAUGCGGUUUCCAAAUAAGGAAUUGUGCUACUUGACACCAGAACAUAAAUAUCCAUUCAUAGAAUACAAUAUUCGUAUACACAGCGAUUGUCAUAAUUAACGUCACAUUUAUAUAAUUAUUAUUAAUAUUUUAUAUAUUAUAAGUCAGUUUUAAAUUAUAAGUUAUAAGUUAGACUUUAUUGGUAAACUGUUUUACAACUUAUAAUUUAUUUUUUUACAAUAAUUUUAUUAUUGCAGGAAAAUAAAAU